Molecule: messenger RNA, 1580 nt
Organism: Cladocopium goreaui
Lineage: Eukaryota; Dinophyceae; Suessiales; Symbiodiniaceae
Source: the annotation of a GenBank genome assembly
CCUGCGCAUCCCCACGGCUUCACGCCACGGCGAUGGGAUGCAAUGACAAGAAAGACCCCAUGGCUCAGGUCGAAGCCACUCCAUUGGUGAAAUGGAGCUACAUCCACACCAAGUCCAGCAUGUCGAUGCUUCCCAUGAGGACGUGCGGAUGCUUCCAGGGGUUGUGGUCCUAUUUCUCUCAGGACUGCGACAACGAAGAGGAACGCCGCAGAUUCGAGACCACCGUUGCCUUUCUGCGGUCGGUCCCUCUCUUUAGGCGACAACUUCCCAGCUGCGAGCUACCGAAGCUGGCGCGAGACUUGAAAGUGAAAAGUUGGAGGCCAGGCGAAAGGCUGGUACGACAAGAAGAAGUGGGUCGUGCCUUCUAUCUCAUUCAGUCCGGUAGGGCUUCGGUGAUCGUCACCGACUUUGAGGGCAAGGAGCAUGUCCGUGCUACGCUCAUUGCGGGCGACUACUUUGGAGGUCACACCCUAGUGGCCGAGCGCGUGAACAACUGCUCGGUGGUAGCGGAUGGCCCAGAGAUGCUGGUGACUCUGUCCAUGUCACGGAAGGACAAACUUUUCUUUCCCAAGCGGCCCGCACUGACUGUGGAUCGCGGUCCAUCGCGCGAUCCCUCGUGGCAAACCAUGAGUGCCGUCGAAAAAACACCUCAAGAACAGGCCUUUCUUCUUACCGCUCUGAAAAACAACGUCAACCUCCGGGCUUUGCACGACGUCAGCAACCAGGUGAUGCACAGUAUCGCAGCCGGAGCAGUUCCUAUGAUCGUGCCCAAGGGCUCAGUGGUGGCCCAAAGUGGCGACGUGGGACAGGAGUUCUUCGUGAUCAAACGGGGGACCUUCCACGCCUUCGCUGACUGCGGGCGCGACGAGAGCCGCUCCCCGAAGUCGGCCGAAGCCACUGUGGCGCAGCUCACGAUCUCGGAGAGACUGAAGCGAAAGCAAAACUUUUUGAAAAGUUUGAGUUGCCGAAAAGGCCAUCAGCCGAACUCAAGGUUGCAUUCACAGUCUGUACGCUUAGCAUCCGCACCUAAAGGUCCUAAGGCAAUGUCUGAGUGGGCGGAUGACUUCAACCCCUUCAAGGGGCCAGGAUGGGUGUCGCCGCGCAGUGAAGACUGGAGGACGCCUUGCAGCACGGUGGCAUCCAAAGCAGACUUCAUGCAGAUGGCCAGCUUUCAGGUGGGAGAUCGAGUGAGGAUGCAGCCCGAAAAGGUUGUCGUUCAUGAGGAUGUUGGUGGAUUGGAUCGUGUUCAGCAAGUGCUGGGGGCACGUGGCGAAUGUCGUGUACUGUCACAAGCGCAGCAUCAGGCAAAAGCCCAAGCUGAUGCUGAACUGAAGCAAGCCAAAACUGAACAACGCAACGGCUUGAUGAGUGGCAAGAGGGCGGCUGACGUAUGCAUGGCAUUGCUAGAAUUGCGUGGUCGAUCAGGAUCUGAACGUCAACGGGCGAAAUUCAGCAUGGAAGCGCUGAACCUUGUGAAGGACGCCCAGGGGUGGUCGGCUGAUGGCUUGAGGAAGUCACAGGCAGACGCAACGGCUGCAGCUGACGGAGCAGAUGACGCAGGAGAGGAUCUGGGAGGGUAG